GGCGGCAGUGCUGUGAAGGCAGAAACCACCGUUGCGAUCAACGAUUGUACUCGAAACGGGUACGGAUAUGGAAAACAGAGUAAUGAAAGUCAACAUCUCGUGCUUUGAUUGCUACUCGCUACUCCGAGUAUCUAUGAGUAACGAGUACUCGAGUAACGAAUAGUUACUUUUUCAGCACCUCUAAUGGCUUCCUUCAUGUUACGGCAUUGACGUUCAUUCGGUUCUCGUGUUUUUAGUUUUCCGUGUUUUCUAAAUUUGUGAAAGUGUGAAACAAGAAACAUGAAACAGUGAUGUGAAACUGUGAAAGAUUUUUCCAAGCGUUCAUGUAUUUUUAUUAUAAUAUAUGCUGAUGACACUGUUAUAAUCAUUUAUACCCGACAAAUAACAAAGUAAGUAGCUGUUAUAUCAAAAACCGACGAGUCGUCGCUGAAACGACCGACGUACGUAAGCUAACCUCUACGCUUGCUACGUUUUCAGUUUGUAAACAUGUCUCUGCCGCCGUACUUGCUGGGCCCCAAUCCGUGGGCCACCAUGAUGGCCCAGCAGCACCUAGCGGCGGCCCACGCUCAGGCCCAAGUGGCCGCGGCACAAGCACAUGCACAUGCUUUGCAACAACAGAUGCCUCCACCUCAUCCGAAGAAUGAUGUUAUGACUGAAGAUAAACUACAAGAAAAAGCUCAAAAAUGGCACCAGUUACAGUCCAAAAGAUAUGCUGACAAAAGGAAGCUAGGCUUUGUGGAGGCUCAAAAGGAGGAUAUGCCACCAGAGCAUAUUAGAAAAAUCAUUAGGGAUCAUGGUGAUAUGAGCAGUAGAAAAUAUAGACAUGAUAAGAGGGUUUAUUUAGGAGCAUUGAAGUAUAUGCCACAUGCGGUGAUGAAGUUAUUGGAGAACAUGCCAAUGCCUUGGGAACAAAUCAGAGAUGUCAAAGUGUUGUACCACAUUACAGGAGCUAUUACUUUUGUGAAUGAAAUCCCUUGGGUUAUAGAACCAGUUUACAUAGCACAGUGGGGAACAAUGUGGAUCAUGAUGAGGAGAGAAAAACGCGAUCGUCGCCACUUCAAAAGAAUGCGAUUUCCACCAUUUGAUGAUGAAGAACCUCCUUUGGAUUAUGCAGACAACGUGCUUGAUGUUGAGCCUUUGGAGGCUAUCCAGAUUGAACUGGAUGCAGAAGAGGAUUCAGCAAUUGCAAAAUGGUUCUAUGACCACAAACCGUUAGUAGGCACAAAGUAUGUCAAUGGGCCUACAUAUAGAAGGUGGAAUUUAACUUUGCCUAUGAUGGCUACACUGUAUAGAUUGGCAAACCAGCUGUUAACUGACUUGGUUGAUGACAACUACUUUUAUUUGUUUGACACAAAGAGCUUCUUUACUGCUAAGGCUCUGAAUAUGGCUAUACCUGGUGGCCCAAAGUUUGAGCCUCUCAUCAAGGAUAUGAACCCAGCUGAUGAGGAUUGGAAUGAGUUCAACGAUAUCAACAAGAUCAUUAUCAGACAACCGAUUCGUACAGAGUACAGAAUUGCAUUUCCAUAUUUGUACAACAACAUGCCCCACUUUGUUCAUCUAUCUUGGUAUCACACGCCUAAUGUAGUCUAUAUCAAAACUGAAGAUCCCGACUUACCAGCUUUCUAUUUUGAUCCAUUGAUUAACCCUAUUUCGCAUCGUCACGCCGUGAAAAGCUUGGAACCUCUACCUGAGGAUGAUGAAGAAUAUAUCUUACCUGAAACUGUCCAGCCUUUUCUGCAGGAAACACCAUUGUAUACAGAUAACACUGCUAAUGGCAUAGCUUUGUUAUGGGCGCCUAGGCCUUUCAACAUGAGAUCAGGUCGCUGUAGAAGAGCAAUAGAUGUACCUCUUGUAAAAUCUUGGUACAUGGAACAUUGCCCGCCGGGUCAACCUGUCAAAGUGCGCGUCAGCUAUCAAAAAUUGUUGAAAUACUAUGUGCUGAACGCAUUGAAACACAGACCACCUAAACCUCAGAAGAAGAGGUAUUUAUUCAGGUCUUUUAAGUCUACUAAGUUUUUCCAGACGACCACGUUGGAUUGGGUGGAAGCAGGCCUACAGGUUUGUCGUCAGGGCUACAACAUGUUGAACUUGUUGAUCCACAGAAAGAAUUUGAAUUAUCUGCAUUUGGAUUACAAUUUUAAUCUAAAGCCAGUAAAAACGUUGACUACAAAGGAGAGAAAGAAGUCCCGUUUCGGAAAUGCUUUCCAUCUGUGCAGAGAAAUCCUACGUCUCACCAAACUGAUCAUAGACUCACAUGUCCAGUACAGAUUGAACAACGUAGAUGCAUUUCAAUUGGCUGAUGGUUUGCAGUACAUUUUUGCUCAUGUUGGACAGUUAACUGGAAUGUACAGAUACAAAUACAAGCUGAUGAGACAGAUCAGAAUGUGCAAAGAUCUUAAGCAUCUGAUCUACUACAGGUUCAACACUGGUCCUGUAGGUAAAGGUCCUGGUUGCGGUUUUUGGGCGCCAGGUUGGCGCGUGUGGCUUUUCUUCAUGCGCGGCAUUACUCCGCUGCUAGAACGUUGGCUUGGCAACUUGCUGUCCAGACAGUCGAAGGUAGACACUCCAAAGGGGUCGCCAAAACGGUCACCAAGCAGCGUGUCGAGUCUCACUUUGACCUGGAGUUGCGUGCCUCUGUUAUGCCACGAUAUUGUCGAUAUGAUGCCGGAAGGAAUCAAGCAGAAUAAGGCCAGGACUAUAUUGCAGCAUCUUUCUGAGGCUUGGAGGUGUUGGAAGGCGAAUAUCCCGUGGAAGGUUCCUGGUCUACCAAUACCCAUUGAGAACAUGAUCCUACGUUACGUGAAGAUGAAAGCAGAUUGGUGGACAAACACUGCACAUUACAACAGAGAGAGAAUCAGAAGAGGUGCAACAGUAGAUAAGACAGUGUGUAAGAAGAAUCUUGGUAGACUUACCAGGUUAUAUCUGAAAGCAGAACAAGAAAGGCAGCACAAUUACCUAAAAGAUGGUCCGUACAUUUCACCUGAAGAAGCUGUGGCUAUCUACACGACAACCGUGCAUUGGCUGGAGUCGAGAAGAUUCGCUCCUAUACCAUUCCCUCCACUUUCCUACAAGCACGACACCAAGCUGCUUAUUCUGGCCCUUGAGAGGCUUAAGGAGGCUUACAGCGUGAAAUCCCGUCUUAACCAAAGUCAGCGAGAAGAAUUGGGCUUGAUAGAACAAGCGUAUGACAACCCCCACGAAGCUUUGUCCAGGAUCAAGAGACAUCUAUUGACACAGAGGGCGUUCAAAGAAGUGGGGAUAGAGUUCAUGGAUCUCUACAGCCAUCUGAUACCCGUUUAUGAUGUGGGAACCGUUGGAGAAGAUUACUGAUGCCUAUCUGGACCAGUACUUGUGGU
Molecule: messenger RNA, 3356 nt
Organism: Acanthoscelides obtectus
Lineage: Eukaryota; Metazoa; Arthropoda; Insecta; Coleoptera; Chrysomelidae
Source: the annotation of a GenBank genome assembly